Calypte anna (Anna's hummingbird) is the source of this 1182-nucleotide messenger RNA. RefSeq lists its product as uncharacterized. The record is from RefSeq and is a predicted model, not a curated record. The transcript is spliced from 4 exons. Gene Ontology annotation, cellular component: nucleosome. Gene Ontology annotation, molecular function: DNA binding; protein heterodimerization activity; structural constituent of chromatin. NCBI's taxonomy places the organism in Eukaryota, Metazoa, Chordata, Aves, Apodiformes, Trochilidae. Bases 16 to 1182 code for a protein of 388 amino acids.
AAGAGCGGUGAAAAGAUGUCUGGUAGAGGUAAGGGCGGGAAGGGGCUCGGUAAAGGAGGUGCUAAGCGUCACCGCAAGGUGCUGCGCGACAAUAUCCAGGGCAUUACUAAGCCGGCUAUCCGCCGCCUGGCUCGGCGUGGCGGCGUGAAGCGCAUCUCGGGCUUGAUCUACGAGGAGACGCGCGGCGUGCUGAAGGUGUUUCUGGAGAACGUGAUUCGCGACGCUGUUACCUACACCGAGCACGCCAAGAGGAAGACCGUGACGGCCAUGGACGUAGUGUACGCGCUUAAGCGCCAGGGACGUACCCUCUACGGCUUCGGUGGUUCAGCAGUGAUGCCUUUGAGCGCGGAAAAGCGCUCAGUACAGGCUGCCUACGCUUGCUCAGAAGCAGCAGCGACACAGCUCUCUCGUGGCAUUGUGGUGGCUCUUAAAAGAGCCUUUGGGUUGGGUGGCGGCAGGGCAGGGGACUCAGGCGCGCUCGCCGCGGAUGCGCCGGGCCAGCUGGAUGUCCUUGGGCAUGAUGGUGACGCGCUUGGCGUGGAUGGCGCACAGGUUGGUGUCCUCGAAGAGCCCCACCAGCGCCGAAUCUCGCGCAGCGCCACCGUGCCGGGACGGUACCGGUGCGGCUUCUUCACGCCGCCUGUGGCCGGCGCGCUCUUGCGGGCUGCCUUGGUGGCCAACUGCUUGCGGGGCGCCUUCCCGCCUGUCGAUUUACGCGCGGUCUGCUUCGUACGGGCCAUUACAACGACCUCUGGCGCGCGAUUAGGAGACAUGGCCCGUACGAAGCAGACCGCGCGUAAAUCGACAGGCGGGAAGGCGCCCCGCAAGCAGUUGGCCACCAAGGCAGCCCGCAAGAGCGCGCCGGCCACGGGCGGCGUGAAGAAGCCGCACCGGUACCGUCCCGGCACGGUGGCGCUGCGCGAGAUUCGGCGCUACCAGAAGUCGACGGAGCUGCUGAUCCGCAAGCUGCCGUUCCAGCGGCUGGUGCGGGAGAUCGCGCAGGACUUCAAGACGGACCUGCGGUUCCAGAGCUCUGCGGUGAUGGCGCUGCAGGAGGCGAGCGAGGCCUACCUGGUGGGGCUCUUCGAGGACACCAACCUGUGCGCCAUCCACGCCAAGCGCGUCACCAUCAUGCCCAAGGACAUCCAGCUGGCCCGGCGCAUCCGCGGCGAGCGCGCCUGA